AUGGCAGAUGUGGAGGUUAUGUACCAUCAAAUCCAUGUAGCGCCAGAACAUCGAGAUGCGUUAAGAUUUCUCUGGUGGGAGAAUGGGGGCCUGAGUAGUGAGCCAGUAACUUACAGGAUGAAGGUGCACAUCUUUGGUGGGGUGUGGAGCCCUUCAUGUGCAACCUACUCUCUCCGGCGCACAUUCCAAGACCACAGAUCCGAGUUUCCCGACAUGGUGGCGCAAGCGGAAGUCAACUUCUACGUUGACUACCUGCUCAUGUCGCUGGACUCAUCAAAUGAAGCAUCAAUGUUAGCGUGUCAGCUUCGAAGACUGUUGGCGUGUGGAGGAUUUCGGUUAACUAAGUGGGCCAGUAAUCACAAAGGAGUGUUGGUUACCAUCCCACCGGAGGAGAGGCAAAAUGCACUGAAGGAAAUUGAUCUGAGCCAAGACAAAUUGCCAAUGGAGCGAGCCCUGGGGGUUAGGUCGUGUACCACUGCGGUGCCGGUGGUGCGGUGGCACGUGAUUAAAAGAUCUAUCGCAGGCUUGGAUCCAAGGCGGAUCGCAGACCUGCGCUUCAAAAUCAGCAGUGCUGCCGGCUACCUGAGAAACCGCUAG
Homarus americanus (American lobster) is the source of this 597-nucleotide messenger RNA. RefSeq lists its product as uncharacterized. Lineage: Eukaryota; Metazoa; Arthropoda; Malacostraca; Decapoda; Nephropidae. The coding region runs from base 1 to 597 and encodes 198 amino acids. The transcript has 2 exons. The record is from RefSeq and is a predicted model, not a curated record.